AUGGAUUUCAAUCGAAAAGCUCAUCCGGAUUGCGUAUACGCCGGAAAUCCAUUCCAUGAAUGUGCUUCAGCUUGUUUAGACAGAAUCGCUCAAGGCCACGGCAAGAAGAACACUAAGAAGCAAGGUUCAAAGAUUCUCAACUUCUCAGGGAGUUUCGGUAGGAAAAAGAAGGAAUCGCGUUCGCAACCGCUUUCACCGCAAUCAAAGCCAUUUCAAAACGGUGGAGGCGGUUUCGCAAACGCUACUUCCCCAAAGGUUCAUCGUUCAGUAGCUCCACAAGUUGCAGUCAAGAACAAGACCGUUCCUGAUCCGAAAACGUCUUUCUCCUCUUCAUCAUCUGGUGAUCCGGAUGAUUUCUUCAAGCAUAAACCGGAAUCGCCUAAACCGGGAAAACAAGAACGCAACCGGAAGAUUGAACCGGGCGGCGAAACCGAAACCACUCUGUUUAAUUUCCUAAGCGCUCCAAUACCUCACGGAAAACAGAGCAGUGAUGAUUACAGCGACGUUGAUGAUGAUGAUGAAAACAAGAAUGAGGAUGGAGUAGAGCUCGAUCUUGAAUCGGUAAUGUCAGACACUUUCGUCUCCGUCGGGAACUACCGAGUGAGAUCGGCUUCGUCCACAAUCCUUAGCGCCAUCAUGGAGAAACACGGAGACAUUGCUCAGAACUGUAAGCUGGAGUCGGACUCGAUGCGAUCACGUUACCUCGAGUGUUUAUGCUCUUUAAUGCAGGAGCUCAGGUCAACUCCGGUCGGACAGUUGACCAAAGUCAAAGUCAAAGAGAUGCUCGCGGUUCUCAAGGACUUGGAGUCAGUGAACAUCGAAGUGGCUUGGCUACGUUCGGUUCUUGAAGACUUUGCGCGGUCUCAAGAAGAUGUGGAGGCUGAGAGAGACAGGCAAGAGGGUUUGUUGAAGGGUAAGAGAGAAGAGCUUGAAGCUCGAGAAGCUGACUUGGUUCGGAUGGAGGAGGAAGUGGCCGAAGCGAAGUUGAGGACUGAGGAGACGAGGGCUGUGAUGGUGGAGAUGGAGAGAGAACGGUCUAGGAUGGAGAAAAUGGGAUUCAAAAUGGAGAAAUUUAAAGGGAAAUCGUUUAUAGAUGAGCUUCUGUGA
Microthlaspi erraticum is the source of this 1107-nucleotide messenger RNA. The record is from the annotation of a GenBank genome assembly. Lineage: Eukaryota; Viridiplantae; Streptophyta; Magnoliopsida; Brassicales; Brassicaceae.